Molecule: messenger RNA, 300 nt
Organism: Rhopalosiphum maidis (corn leaf aphid)
Lineage: Eukaryota; Metazoa; Arthropoda; Insecta; Hemiptera; Aphididae
Source: RefSeq, a predicted model, not a curated record
AUGGAUUCUCCUUUGAACAUAGAAUUAAACAGAAUAAUGCAAAUUGUAUUAGAAACAAUUAGAAUCAAUCGAUCAACAACAGUAGACGUAUUAUUAGAUGCUUUAAAAUUAAAUUACCCAAACGUUAACACCAUUCACUUGCAAUACAAACUCAAUAAAGUAAUUCGUGAACUGAAAAAUGAAAACGUAAUUCAUGAAAUCAAACAAAAAAUAGACUUUGCAAAUGUUCAUUGUUGGACAAAUAUGUUUUUGAUUGAUUUGAAUAUAAUUCAGUGCCUGAAAGUACUUGAUAACUUUUAA